AUUAAACUUUCCGGAAGGAGCGGAAGGCUCGGCAGGAGAGCUCGCCGCCGCGCCGAACAAAUGGUUUGCAAGUAAGCGCCGCGCGCCACCCCCGGACUCGAUCUCGUCUUUUGCGGCAGCCGAAGAAGAUCCGGGCACUUCUUCUUACCUGUCGAGAUCGAUCGUCAGAGCCGCGUCCCGGUCCUCGAAAUGCCCUAAGCUUUGGCUGCGACGGCUUGCGCCAAUGCGGUUGCUCGAUUGCUCAAUCGCUCAAUCGCUUUAUUCCUUCCUUCGCUUUCUCGACCGCCCAGUUCUCUCGUACGCAGCGCCGUUUCCUCCCCGGCUUCUUACGUCCCACGGCCGCUGUUCACUACCGCUGCUGUCCACCUCCCAAGAUGUCUUUAUUAGAAGCCCGCGAAGCCCUCAGCUUUCCGCCAGGCAAUUCCGGCAAUCUCACCGAUACCGUGAUCGACAACGUCCACUUCAAUCUCACAACCCUCGAGCACUGGAAUUACACUUACUUCUCGAACGGGACCCUGUCCAACGGCUCGUGGUGUUUUCUUACCUUCCCCCCCUACACGCCCGCCUACGUCUUCCCGAACGGCACCUUCCUCAACGCGACAAAAUGCUGGUCCCCCACCGAGUCCAUCAGGGAGCGCGGCGGCGUUGCCAUUGGUUAUGCCGUUCUGUUCGGCAUCACCCUUAUCCUGACGCUGGUCAACCUCCAUAAACACGGAAGGCUCCACCUCCCGGCAGAGAAGCGCUUCUACCCCAUCGGACGAAGAUGGCAGUGGUACUGGGCCUCCUUCGUGUGCGCCACUGCCAUGGUCAGUCUCUUCGUCUCGAUCGACGUCGACCGCUAUUAUCUCCCCGAGUUGCCAGUCAUCCUCACCACCUUCUUCUGGUAUCUGAUGCAGAUGGGCACUGUCGCCCUUGUCUGGGAAGCUGUGCGGCACUGGGGAAGCUGGAUGGAGCGCCAGUUUAUCGAUCCGGACCCCUUUACUCUGCGGCAGGACGACAGGCGGGCCAGGGUAGAGCUCUACCUGCCGUUGCUCUUCUACCUCUUCCUCUGGCUGAACUUCUUCAUGAUUGUUCCGCGGAAAUGGUCGGCCAUCCAGCAUCAACGCUCCCCCGAACAGACUCUCCUAGAAGCUGCACCGAGCGCUACCGAUUCCCGGUUCAAGGCCGGGGCUUUCAUGCUCGUCGGCUGCUGGUUGGUCACUGUGUUCUCCCUGCGGCACUCGAUUAAAUAUUAUUGCCCUCAGAACCGUGGCAUCUUCAACCGCAUCAUAGGAUUUGUCCGUUACACACCUCUCCGUUUCGCUCUCAUCAUACCCUUAGCCGCCGCUCUCAUCGCCUACCAAAUCCUAGUGGCCUUCCGCUUCGAGUACGGCCCCGUCAAGGUUGGUGGCAACGACGCAGCCAUCUUCGUAGGCGGAUACACCCCUUCCUUCCUCAUCCUCGUGGUGCAAAUCGUGUUUGGGCUCAUCAACCCAAACGAAGACCGAGAGCUGCAGCGCCAGCGCCGCGAACGGAACCAAGUGCUCAACAGAGAAAUGGGCAUUGUUCCUAAACCGUCGUGGUGGCGCCGCGUCAACGGCGAAUAUAUGGAUCCCAACGAGGGCAUGCGCGAACGCCUGAUGCGCAAUGUCCGCGAAGUCCACGGCACCAAGCCGGCCGCGUCAGCCACGGUGAGCGGCGCCGACGCUCAGCAUGAAGGGCUCGGUGUGCCUCUCGACAUGACCCCCAUCUCUUCCCCACCACUCGCAUCCCCCAGGGUGACCCGCCCUCCAAUGCAGCCAUACACCGGAAGAUCGGAGAGAAGACGGGAGGAGCGCACAGCGGAACUUGCCGCCGGCCUUCUCUACCCCAUAGCGGCGCAGAAUUCAGCUGCCACCGCCGCCCGCAGGCGCGAAGAGUUGAUGAAGGACGGCCCACCCCCUUCUUACACCGAAACGGUCAGGGGCGCCCAGCCCACCCCCAAUAGCGCGCCAAAUCAGAUCAGGAGUAUGUUGGAUGUGUGAGACGAAUAAGAGGGUCAUAGAACAGAAGGAACCUCUUUACACAGUCCUCUUUUUUUUAGAAAAAAAAAGGCGGCAUGCCUGCUUCCUGGU
Molecule: messenger RNA, 2093 nt
Organism: Thermothelomyces thermophilus ATCC 42464
Lineage: Eukaryota; Fungi; Ascomycota; Sordariomycetes; Sordariales; Chaetomiaceae
Exons: 3
Coding region: 375-2003 (542 amino acids)
Source: RefSeq, a predicted model, not a curated record